Molecule: messenger RNA, 2583 nt
Organism: Hyla sarda
Lineage: Eukaryota; Metazoa; Chordata; Amphibia; Anura; Hylidae
Gene: RHOBTB3
Product: Rho related BTB domain containing 3
Exons: 12
Coding region: 358-2115 (585 amino acids)
Biological process (GO): regulation of proteolysis; proteasome-mediated ubiquitin-dependent protein catabolic process
Cellular component (GO): cytoplasm
Molecular function (GO): ubiquitin protein ligase binding
Source: RefSeq, a predicted model, not a curated record
ACACCAUGAGAGGAUUCCUAUUGAUCCGGGGGCACUGUGCAUUUGCUGACCUCCCCCUCUGUACCCCCUCCAUUGUACACAGUAAUAAGAGCUGAGGGAGAAGGGCCUGGCAGAGCUCCCGCCCCCACACAACAUGCUGCUUUGUGGUGUAUUGUUUACAGGCAUUCAUGCCAGCAGCUGCCCGGGCUCCGGUGCAUCCUAGCAGGGAAGCAGUGCUGAGCUCAUGACGCCGGGGAAGGCACCGCUGCAGACAGCAGGCUGACCAUUAACCCGCGCCUGGCUGUGCCCGCCUCUGCCAUACACUACAGCCUGCAGGCUGCUCCACGCGAUGUGACGGGCUGCAGCGGAUCCACAGCAAUGUCUAUUCAGAUUGUGUCACUCGGGAAUGAGGACAAUGGAUUAUCUGCAGAAGAAAGGACCUCAAAUGUGUUUUCUUUCUAUCUUGGACUCAGAUCUAAUAGAUUACAGGUAGAAAAAAGCCACCCAGUUUUCAGGGUCUACCAAGCCAGUGUUCUGGGCAAUGUGGAGAUUGUGGUGCACGAGUGUCCUGACUGGGAUACAUUUGCCAGUGAUUUGCAGAGGUCUCAGGCCACAAUUGCAGAAGGAGAUAUUUUUGUAUUAAAGUUUGCGGUCAACAACAAAUCCUUAUUUCUGGAAAUAAAGAACAAUUUUGCUCCAUUAUUAAAACAGAUAUUCAGUCACCAGUCGGUGCCAGUAAUCAUUUUAGCAAUUGGUACAAGACAAAGUGAUGGACCAUCCUGCACCUGCCCCAUGUGCACUUCAGACACAGAGGUAUGCGUUCCUGCUUCAGAAGGGAUUCAACUUGCCAAGGACUUAGGAGCUACAUACAUAGAACUGCAUGCUCUAAAUGUCUUCUAUGUUGUGAAAUACUUCGGAGGACUGCUGGAAUACUUCAUACUGCAGACUAUGAGCAAAACGUCAGCUGCAGCUGAAAGAAGAAAGAAGAAUCAAGCCCUUAAGGUGAAACCUCCCAAGCUGGGGCCACCAGAAAAGAUGCCUGUCUUGAAAGAUGAACCUUCACAGUAUAUGUCUGAUAUCAAGAACUUGUUGGAUCAAUGCCAGUGUGUAGAUGUGGUCUUCUGUACGGCUGACUUGAAUCCGAUAUAUGGAGCUCACAGAGUGGUUCUAUGUAGUUUGAGCUCCAUAUUUAUGCUGCUGUUUGGUAUGGUAUCUAAUAAAGACAUGUAUGACCCCAGCACACAUAAGACUGUCCAGUCCCUCUUCUAUGUGUACCAGGAGCCUGCGGUCUCCACUAAGAAUUCUCCAGUAAGAGUCAUUGUUAAAGAUGACCUCUUCCAUAAAUGUUUAUCCGACAUCCUCCACUUCAUUUACUCAGGCGCGUUCCAAUGGCAGCUGCUAGAAUAUCACCUCAACGAAAAAUUAAAAGAUGCUGAAGAAGUAGCACACGUGUAUACCAUAGUACAACGCAUAAUAGAUAAAACAGGCACAAGUUCACAUUCUAUGAAGCCACUGCCUUUAUGGGAAUCUCUUGGAUUCUUUUUUAACAAUACAUCACUGGCAGAUGUGAUCUUCCAGGUACAAGAUACUAAGAUUCCAGCUCAUCGGGCCAUGUUAGUAGCUCGCUGUGAAGUAAUGGCUGCCAUGUUUAGUGGAAGUUACAUGGAAGCCAAUCAAGUGCUUAUUCCAGUGUAUGGUCUAUCAAAAGACACUUUUUUAGAUUUUCUUGAGUACAUCUAUACAGAUACCUUCUACCCUGCUAGCAUCCUGCAAGCCAUGUCUCUUCUGAUUUGCUCCGAGAUGUAUCAAGUAUCAAGACUACAACAUAUUUGUGAACGUUAUAUCAGUACCCAGCUUCAGAGUGUGCCCAGCAGAGAGCUGGGAUCAACAAGCCUGAACGUGGUCAGUCUGCUUAAAAAGGCUAAGUUCCAUAACUCUGAAAGUCUUUACACUUGGCUACUUUACUUUGUUGCCACACACUAUUUGAUCUUCAGUCAAAAGCAAGAGUUCCAAGACCUUUCAGAGGAACUGGAUUUUGUGGAAAGACACAAGUGGCCUUCAAGUAGUUACCUGACACAACUUGCAGAAUACAGAAAAUACAUAAAUUCUCCAAAGCACAGGUGUGCUGUCAUGUGACCCAAGCUUGAUUACCUGCUUUAGUUUAGUUAAACUAGUCAGUGCCUAAUGUGUAUCAAUGCCUGGUGUACUAUCACCUGUAAAGGUACUUUUCUGCAUUUGAUGUUUUAUUUUUCACAAGCUAGUAUCUGGGGGGGUAGGGGAAGGGGUGAGAGCUGACUCUCUGUUGCCUAGAACAGACCUCAAAAGUACCUACCAGCAUUAUCAUGUGACAUUUCACAGUAAAUAUGUAACUAUAAACAGCAUUACCCCAACUACCGUGUUUCCCCGAAAAUACACCAUACCCCGAAAAUAAGCCCUAGCUGGAUUAUCGGGGUGGGCUGCAAUAUAAACCCUACCCCGAAAAUUAGACCUAGACCAGUGGUCUCCAACCUUUGGACCUCCAGAUGUUGCAAAUGUUUGCAACAUCUGGAGGUCCGCAGGUUGAAGACCACUGACCUAGACAAUGCCCGGGCUGCAAAUAUUAAA